Molecule: messenger RNA, 303 nt
Organism: Peronospora matthiolae
Lineage: Eukaryota; Oomycota; Peronosporomycetes; Peronosporales; Peronosporaceae
Source: the annotation of a GenBank genome assembly
AUGUGUCGCGUCGUACUGCUCGACCAGACCCAGUACGUCAACCAUCAAUUGGGAGCGGGGCUCCCAAGAAUCCCAGGACGGGGGAUAGCCGCGCCACCGGACGAGGGUAACUCGUCCGACGUCCGUUCACGUCGCGGUGGUUCAACAGCUGCUCUACUAGAUAGCGCUGGCCACCGCGAGAGUCCUCUAAUGGAGGUGGAGGAGGAGGAAAGACGCUCUCCACACGAUCAUGUGGAUCGGUGUGUUCCCGAGAGCUUCUUUGAUCGCGUAACGCAAGGGGUUACGCGACGAUCUCGAGCAUGA